AUGGGGUGUUGGGCGGCAAAUUUGGUUGCAGAACGGCGGCUUGCGGGGCUGCCCAGCCGGUUUGAAGGGGAUGGACAACAGGUUUGGAGCUGGAAGGAUUUGCCUUAUAUUUUUGACUUAGAGUGGUCAGUUAACUCCAGACUACAGGAUUUAGUACAACAAUUCAAGGAGAAAUUGCAACUGUUCUGGUCUACUUUGGAGAAAAUUGACAAGUCCCUUUAUGUUGUUAGUCCAAAAUUGCCAUCUCUUGCUUCAACUUAUCGCCAAAUUGGCCUUGGAAACGACUGCUACCUGCUAUUGCAUAUAGAUCCUCGCAAUCCAACAUAUUUACCUUGGUAUCGAUUAUUGGGUCCUGACUCUGCUACAGAAACAAUUAGCAAAAAAUGGAAAAGAAAUGGCAGAAAAUGGUCAAAUGAGAGAUCUUUUAUGGAAAAUCUAGCUAUUGUUUUGGAGAAUAACUUACUUGGGCCUCCUAAAGAGUGCAAGAAAGGAGAGGAGCAAAUUGAUUGUGGGAUCUGCUAUGCUCACUAUCUACCUCAUGAUGACGAACUUGGGGGUAAUAGUGGAAAUUCACCAGAUUACAAAUGUGAUAAUUGUUGCUGCAGUCGGGUUUUUCAUACAGUUUGCUUGAGAGAUUGGCUUCGUUCAAUCACAACCACAAGACAGUCCUUUGAUGUCUUAUUUGGGAACUGCCCCUACUGCUCUGAUCCGGUUGCUGUUAAAAGUAGUGGUUCUUAAUUAGCUGCAAGUUUACAUUUUCAUUGUGUAAAUCAUUGUUUUCCUAACUCAAUUUUAGCUUCUUUGCUUCCGUUGGAUUCUAUAUUUCAGGUUUUUUUUUAUUAUUUUUAUUUUUUUCACGUCAACGCUAGUUUUAUAUUGUUAAAGCAAGGUGAACUUUUCCUUUCGUUUAUAUUGCUCUUAUUUUAUCUGAAAUUAGAAGUUCUGAUGACUUUGUAUGGGGGUAUAUUAUAGGCUACGUUCUUUGUGGUUUAUAUUUCAGAUGGAUCUAUUUGUCAGCAAAAGAGUCAAUACUUUGACGCUAGUUCAAGCUGAUUUUCAAGAUGAGUUUAGAUUUAUCAUUUCCAUUCUUAUCCAUUUAAUGAGAUCACUCAGCAUUUUGGUUCUGCUACAAUUUUAUUGUUAUUUUUAAAAUU
Molecule: messenger RNA, 1154 nt
Organism: Phalaenopsis equestris
Lineage: Eukaryota; Viridiplantae; Streptophyta; Magnoliopsida; Asparagales; Orchidaceae
Product: E3 ubiquitin-protein ligase FANCL
Exons: 8
Coding region: 1-738 (245 amino acids)
Biological process (GO): interstrand cross-link repair; protein monoubiquitination
Cellular component (GO): nucleus; Fanconi anaemia nuclear complex
Molecular function (GO): ubiquitin protein ligase activity
Source: RefSeq, a predicted model, not a curated record